This is a messenger RNA of Sphaerodactylus townsendi, 4370 nucleotides long. It is a transcript of the gene SAMSN1, whose product is annotated as SAM domain, SH3 domain and nuclear localization signals 1. The record is from RefSeq and is a predicted model, not a curated record. The transcript has 20 exons. NCBI's taxonomy places the organism in Eukaryota, Metazoa, Chordata, Lepidosauria, Squamata, Sphaerodactylidae. Bases 385 to 2430 code for a protein of 681 amino acids. Gene Ontology annotation, molecular function: protein binding.
GGCGCCGUUGGGGCCGCUCCGGAGAGAUGAAGUAUGGAAUUGUUUUGGAGCAUUUACGGUGCAUUUUGGACUCAUGAAAGGAAGAUCUUCAAAUUAGAACUAGUAUCAAGAUGAAGUUCAACUGGGCCUAAUUGGUUUGAUCCAGCCUUGGCACCACUUGCAGCUCAUCUGAGGCUGUGCUGAACAGAAAACCAACUGAGACUUGGAGGAUUAAUUCACCAGGCUCUGGCUCCAGGCUUAAGGACUGUGGCAGGGGUAGGCCCAUCCCAUCCAGGGAGAAAUGUACAAACAGCUGGGAAUGACAAGAAGGAACAGCAUUCUGUGGCCGGAAUUUUUUGACACUGGAUAAUUAUUUAUAAAUGUGAUAAAGAUUGUCACAGCAAAAUGAAUCUUUUCUGUUUUUCACUGGAGGGCUCCAUGGACAGCUUAUAUGAACCUGUUAAAGAAAACCAAGAACCACAAGAAGCUAUUUGUAUGAUCAGCCGGGCUAACACUCCAGCAAAUGUCCCAAUGAAGUAUGGACCUCCUGAGAGAUCUCAGUCAUUGGAAUUUUCUGAUAUUGAAGGGACAUUAACAAAAAGAAAAAAGUCCAUCCAGAAGUCCAUGUCAGAGAAUGAAGCAUUUGAUAGAAAAAAUGUGAAUGGCACAAUCGGGCAGCUUCCCAAGAAGCAAGAAAAUGAUUUGUACUUCAGAAGGCACUGUCAGUCUGAAGAAAUGAAUGAAGAUUUUCUUAUUGGUGAACGAUUGCAUUUACUACAAGGAACAAGGAUAGAAGAAACUACAUGUCAGGUAAUGACACUGAAACAGUGGAUUCCACCUCAGAAUCAUGAUACAUCUAGUGAUAUAGUUGCAGAUGCAGAUGAAAACAAAGCUGAAAUGAUGGGAACCUUAAAACGGUUGCAAAAAUUAGUCCGAACCAAGAAAACUAGUGUGCACAGUUUGGAUGACAUCAAGCAUGUCUUGGCUCCUCUCAAUCCACCACCACAGCAUGUCUGCCUCUCUGAAGAUGAGGGUGAAGUCCUGACAUUCUGUAUGAAACUAACAAAACCACAGGAUAAGAAAGUUUUUAAGGAGAACAUGAGACAAAAGGAAGAAAGUGAAAGUAGAACAGACCUCACCUCUGCUUCCUUAGGCCGAUCUUUUACUUCAAGACUAAGCAACUUGGGCAGUGUUUCUAUCCGUUCAGAAACUGAAUUUCAGCUCUGGAGUGACUGGAAGCCCUUCCCCGACAAUCAGUUAUGUCCCUGCAAUUUUCUGAUCACCAGAAUAGAGGAGUGGGAAAAAUGCACUUGUUGUUCUCAUCAGCCCCGUCCUUCUUGUUCUCUUACCAAUGUGGAUCUCCCAUUGUCAUGGCGAGCAAACAGCUUUGGAAACAUUGACCAUAACAGACAUUCAUCAUCAUCAAAACCAGAUGAUUCAUCUGAGAUUUGUGAAAUAGAGACUGUAUGUGAUGGUGGAGAACAAGGACAAAAUAAAAUCACAAAUAAUGGAGGAACUCUUGGAAAGAAAAUGCGAGCAAUUUCCAUGACCAUGAAGAAAAAGAUGGGGAAAAAGUACAUCAAGGCAUUUUCAGAGGACAUGAAUGAGGAAGGAAAAGAAGAUUGCAGCUGUAACAGAGACAGUGACCCUGGAGGAGGAUCAAACACUGAGAAAGCUUCUUUAAAAACCAGUGAUUCCAUGGACAGUCUGUAUAGUCUUAAUAGUGGUCAGAGCUCAUCAAGUGGAGUAACAAGCUGCUCAGAUGGAACCAGCAACAGGGACAGCUUGAGGCUUGAUGACGAAGUCCCUUAUACAGGACCAUUCUGUGGCAGAGCCAAAGUGCACACAGACUUCACACCAAGUCCUUAUGAUACGGACUCUCUAAAAAUCAAGAAAGGAGACAUUAUUGACAUCAUCUGCAAAACUCCUAUGGGCAUGUGGACAGGACUGCUGAAUAACAAGGUGGGGAACUUCAAAUUCAUUUAUGUGGAUCUUAUUGCAGAAGAAGAAUCUACAUCCAGAAAGAUAAAGCCACACAAGAGAAGUAAAAGGGCCAAGCCUAAAUCUCUUCAGGAACUUUUGGAACGUAUCCAUCUCCAGGACUACAUAUCAACUCUGUUGCUAAAUGGCUAUGAGAAACUGGAAGAUUUAAAAGAUCUGAAAGAGAGCCAUUUGAUUGAGCUUAAUAUUGAAAACCCAGAAGACAGAAUGAGAUUGCUGUCUGCUAUUGAAAACCUACAGGACUAUGAAAAUGAACAAGAUCAAGACACUGAGCAAGUACCACAGACCUUAAGCCCUGACCUUGGCUUUAACAAGUCACAAUCAAGUGACUGUCCAAGAGACUCUGGCUGUUACACUUCAUCAGAAAAUUCAGAUAACAGCAAAGAUGACCCAGAUACAGAGAACCUCUCUGCCCUGGUGCAUGCAAUCACCAUCACUGAGUCAAACUAAAUGGGUUCACAUUUCUAGCAGAAUGAUUCACGUUGAGUUUGCCGACUUAGAAAACACUCUAAACGUAUCUGUUAGCAUGGAAAUGAAAUAAUGGAAAGACAUUUGGGAUGCAAUACACUAUUGGAUUUUUCAUCUAACAAGAUUUUCGACAAGAAAAUAUGUCUCUUGAACAGUCUUCUACUUUUUGUAACUUGGCUGAAGUCCCAAUAAUUGCAUUCUAAACAUAAUUUGUACAGCAGAUUUUCUUUUCUAUUUCAAGAGAAUAGCUAGGUAAUAAUCUGAAUUUCCAAGACUGUUCAUUUCCAAAAACAUUUCUUUAAAUAUUGUAAAUAGUAUAAAUAAUUGCUAUUUUACAAGGCAAAGAAAUUAUCUUGUACUUCAUAACCUAUGAUACAGCAAUGUUGCAAUUUAAAAUGCAGCCAGCCAAAUAUCUGAAUUCUGAAUAUGAUACUUUUAGGCCUGAUUUUACUGAAUAUAAUACAAAGUUAAACUUAGUAAUCAUUUUAAGGUAAAUUUCUCAUGUCAUAAAGUAAAUUAAUAUUUGUAUACAUAAAAGUUAAGAUGUUUUUUAAUUGGAAAGGAUAUUCUGAAUACUUUAUGCACUUGUUCCUUUUUAUAUAAAAGGUUUCCUUAUUCUUAUUAUUCUCUUUGUAUGCAUUGUGAAAAUACAAUUGCUAGAAUUAAGGGAUUUCUUUUUUUUCAUAAUUUGCUUGACAAAACUGUUCCUUUAUGGUUAGUAUAUAAAUAGACAAUAUUUAUUGCAAACAGUCAAUAAUCCUUAAAAAUGGCAUAGAACAUUUUGUCCAUCCUUCACUGAGUGUCAUUUGCUUGUAGUUUUACAAGGUUUUUUUUUAAAAAAAACUUCUUAAAAUGUUCCCUUUGAAAAUAAAUUAAUAUCUUGAAUUCAUUAGAUUUCAACUGUUGUUAUUUCCAAAUCUGUGUCCCAUAUUAAAUAUAUUCAGUGCAUAUUUUGGGUAUUAUUUUAUCUGCUAUUGUGUGUUAAGUGCCCUCAAGUCACUUCUGACUUAUAGCAACUGUAUGAAUUAAUGGCCUCCAAAACAUCCUAUCAUUAUCAGCCUUGCUCUGUUGUUAAUUGUAUAAAACUGAGCACAUCACAAUAUACACUAUUCACAAAAUAAAGAAUUGUACAUAUGAAUUAAUCCAUCUCACGUUAGAAGCCUACUAUUUUAACGAAAAACACAUGGAACUAUCUCUGAAAUCCAGAACUGAUUCAGCAGAUACAGAGUUUUCAGCUGGAAGCCUGUCACAAGACUAUCCCACCUUCCCAAAUUCCAGAAUCCAUUCUGCCCCAAUUCUACAGAUGCCAUUAAGUGCUGGCAGUUCUAAAGGAUGCUGUGAGGUAGGAUAGGCUGAGAGAGAGAGAAAAAAACUGGCCCGAGGUCAUCCAGCAAGGUUACACAGCAGAGUGGGAAGUCUAACCUAAGUCUCCCUGACCCUACUCUGAAACUUUAACUACUAUACCAUGCUGUAUAAAUACCAUAGAAGCGAUCAGCAGACUGAGACCAUCCUGUAUAAACAGUCAAAGCACUCAAGGCAUCACAACUAUUUUCUGGAGAGAAGUCUUAAUUGUUAUGGAAAUGGCAGAGAGAUUAUAUAAUAUUAAUCUGAAACAGAAAGGGUUACAUUUCAAGUGCUACAACAGCAACGGCUACAAUUCAGGGAUAUAAAUUUCUAGCUAAUAUUAUCUCCAGACCGUACGGUGCCUUAUAAUUUCAUAUGAAAGCUCAGAUAAUAUUCAUUUAUUUAAAAGCUACUCAACUGAAAAUCCUAUUUAUCAGAAACAAAUGUUUGUCCUAUCUAUACCAUCAACAAACUAUUCACAUGAGCUGCUUGCAAUAAACAACAGAAAGUUGCACAAUGAAUGUCAAUUAAUGCAAUUUGCUUUUCAAAUAAACUUGCUCUUUAUGUGCAGAGCGUAA